Messenger RNA from Thermothelomyces thermophilus ATCC 42464, 1474 nucleotides. RefSeq lists its product as uncharacterized. The transcript has 2 exons. Gene Ontology annotation, cellular component: endomembrane system. The record is from RefSeq and is a predicted model, not a curated record. NCBI's taxonomy places the organism in Eukaryota, Fungi, Ascomycota, Sordariomycetes, Sordariales, Chaetomiaceae. Gene Ontology annotation, biological process: intracellular protein transport. Bases 217 to 1389 code for a protein of 390 amino acids. Gene Ontology annotation, molecular function: GTP binding; GTPase activity.
GUUUUUUCUCUUUGCACACACACGGGCGGAUUCAUGCGCCCAUACGUACAUUAGCGCAUCAUCUUAUCACAUCUCAUUGCAUUGCAUCGCAUCGCAUCGCAUCGCAUCGCAUCGCAUCGUACCACAUUGGGCGUUUUGAGUCGUCUCCAAAACCACAACGGCGGACCGCGGGCGGAUCAGCUCAAAACCCGACCUGGUAGCCUCCCGCGGCCAAACAUGUCGUCGUCCCUCGAAGCCAAGAUUGUCGUCCUCGGCGCCCAGGGCGUCGGCAAGACGUCACUGGUGAUGCGAUACUGCAAGGGUUCCUUCGUACCCUCGCAGAUCACGUCCACCGUCGGCGCCAGCUUCCUGACCAAGCGCGUGGUCGACACCGACACCGACACCGUGGUGCGGCUGCAGAUCUGGGAUACCGCCGGUCAGGAACGCUUCCGGUCCAUCUCGCGGCUCUACUACCGCGGCGCCAACGCCUGCAUCCUCUGCUACUCCAUCACCGACGCCGCCUCCUUCGCCGAGAUGGGCGUCUGGCUGACCGAGCUGCGCCGCAACCUGCCGCCCGACAUCGUCCUGCACGUCGUCGGCACCAAGGCCGACAUCGUCGCCCGCGACCCCUCCCGCCGCGAGGUCCCCUUCGAGCGCUGCAUCGCCUACGUCGCCGAGAACCUCAACCCGGGAAUGGGCUCCACCCCGCCCCCCAGCGCCGGCGGGUUCCUCGGCGGCCCAGCAGGGACCGGAGCAGCCGGAGCCGGAGCCGGAGCCGGAGCCGGGUCGGGGGCGGGAGCGGGGGAUGGAGCCGGGACGGGCACGGGCACGGGCACGGGCACGGGCACGGGGUUCGGGUUCGGGGCGGUCGAGCCGCGCACGCCGAGCAGCAAGCGGUCGUCCGGCUUCUGGGGCCAGGAGGUCGGCUGGGACGCGUGCCACGAGAUCUCGGCCGAGUCGGGCGAGGGCGUCGAGGAGGUCUUCCGCGUCGUCACCCGCAAGCUGGUCGAGCAGAACCGCCGCAUGCAGGCCGCCCUGCUGGCCGCCGCCGCGUCGCCCGCCGCACCCCCCGGCCUCGGCGGCGGCGUCGGCGUCGCCGGCCCCGGGGGAUCCGACCCCUCCUCCCGCUUCCCCGGCUUCGGCGGCGCCACCACCGCCGACGGCGCCGACGGCUCCUCCGGCGCGGCCGGAUACUUUGACGCCGCCAACGCCCGCGGCAGCUUCCGCGUCGGCAGGGACCGCCGCAGCUGGCUGUUCUCGCCCGGCUUCGGCCCCGUCAUUGGUAUCGGCGGCGGCGGCGGCGGAGACGGGGAGGGGGAGGAGGGGCCCGCGUGGGCUGGCGGCGGUGGCGGUGGCGGUGGCGGCGGCCGCGAGCGAAGGGGCGGCAAGAACAGGGGUGGUUGCUGCUGAGCUCAACCCCCCUUUUUUUCUUUCCCCCUCUGGUGACGGACGAUCCCACUGAGCUCGCGCUGGUAGCGGCAAAAAAGCUGCUGGA